This is a messenger RNA of Fraxinus pennsylvanica, 414 nucleotides long. The record is from the annotation of a GenBank genome assembly. NCBI's taxonomy places the organism in Eukaryota, Viridiplantae, Streptophyta, Magnoliopsida, Lamiales, Oleaceae.
AUGAGGGGAGUGGGCGGGCCCUUAUUGUGUAUAGGCGAUCUGCUGAACGAUGUCGGAGAGGGGGAUUCUGGUGUACCACACGACCACCCUACUCCGCCGCCUGCUGCGGCUGACACUUCGAAUCUGCAGCCUUCUGAUCUUCCCAAGCUCUUCCAGGAAAACUUUGACCAAUUGAAAGCAGCAUUUGACGGUGAAGAUCACUCAUGGACAGCACUUACGCUUAAGCUGUGCUCUGCUAUGGAAACUGCAAACAAAUUGAUUGAAUCUUCCAAUUCUCGUGUUAGCAUUUUGUCAGAGAACGUCGAGGAUCUUGAGAAAAUCGUAACCAGGAGAGAUUCAGCCAUAGCUGCAGUGGACGACAUUCAAGGUUCUCUUAAGGUUAAGGAUCUUUCCAAUGUAAAUUCUACGAAAUGA